Messenger RNA from Schistosoma haematobium, 997 nucleotides. RefSeq lists its product as uncharacterized. The transcript is spliced from 5 exons. The record is from RefSeq and is a predicted model, not a curated record. Gene Ontology annotation, molecular function: calcium ion binding. Bases 1 to 783 code for a protein of 260 amino acids. NCBI's taxonomy places the organism in Eukaryota, Metazoa, Platyhelminthes, Trematoda, Strigeidida, Schistosomatidae.
AUGGUUAAAAUUGGUGACAUUAGUGAUUUAUUCGGAAAACUUGAUAAGAAUCAUAAUGGUCUUGUAUCACAAAGAGAAAUAAAGGCUUAUCUGAGGUCAAAUUCUACUAAAUAUAACACUAAGGAGGUUAGGGAAUUCGUUAAGAAAAUUGAUGACAACUCGGACGGUCAAAUUAGUUUGGAAGAACUGACUAAAGCUUUAUCAGGGAAUUUAGAUAUUUCCAAAUUGCUAUUCAUCCUUUUCAUGGCUAAUUCCAAUCCCCAACUCACUGUGUUCGUUGCCAUUCCUCUUUUCCAUUUCCCUUCAGGAUUCCAAGUUGUCACUUGCGUCGUGAUACAGUUUGGUGAUUUCCUCAAUGUGUGUCUUAUCCGCUUCAAUCGUCUUUUCCUAAUUUCCGCCUCAGCUGGAAGCUGGAUUGUUCUCUCCCACAGUAUGCUGUUGCCGAUGUACCUGUAUAUUUUGAUGAUGUUUGUGGUAGUUCUCGACGUUUCAGCUCGGUACAAUAGAACUGUCUUGACGUUCGUAUUGAAGAUUCUGACUUUGAUGUUGGUUGACAGUUAUUUUGAGUUACAUAUUCCUGAGGAAGUAAGAUGUAUAUUCAAUGACAUUGAUAAAAAUCACAAUGGAUUUGUUACAAAUAGAGAAUUAAGUUCAUAUUUCAGAAGACAUCAUGCCAAAUUCAAUCGUAAUGAGGUGAAGAGUUUCAUUUGUAAAUUAGACAGUGAUGGAGAUGGACAAAUUAGUUUACCAGAAUUAACAAGAGCACUUACUGGUAGAUAUUAACCAGUUGACAUAUGAUUUUGAUGUUUGUUAUACUUUUCUUUCAAGAGUUUUUCCACUCUUUUUUUUCUUUAAAAUUUCACAUGCAGCACUUUAAAACAGCUUGUAUUGUAACGUCAAAAUUAUAUCAUCAAUGUUUAUUCUCAUUCUAAAAUAAAAAUAAUACGAUUGUUAAAAUAACAUUUUUAUCAUUGUCUUACAAUAGAAUGAUGUAGAU